This is a messenger RNA of Zalophus californianus (California sea lion), 1973 nucleotides long. RefSeq names its product cleavage and polyadenylation specificity factor subunit 6-like. Gene Ontology annotation, molecular function: mRNA binding. Gene Ontology annotation, biological process: mRNA alternative polyadenylation. Lineage: Eukaryota; Metazoa; Chordata; Mammalia; Carnivora; Otariidae. Gene Ontology annotation, cellular component: mRNA cleavage and polyadenylation specificity factor complex. The record is from RefSeq and is a predicted model, not a curated record.
GAAAUCAAGAGGUGGAUGCUUAACCGACUGAGCCACCCAGGCGCCCCGAACCGAUCCAUGUAACCAGCCCAUCUAGAUCAAGAGAAAGAACAUGCUGGCAGGAGGCGGCGGCAGCCUCGGCCGAGAGAAGAUGGCGGACGGUGUGGACCACAUAGACAUUUACGCGGAUGUGGGCGAAGAGUUCAACCAGGAAGCUGAAUAUGGUGGGCAUGAUCAGAUAGAUUUGUAUGAUGAUGUCAUCUCUCCAUCUGCAAAUAAUGGAGAUGCCCCAGAAGACCGUGAUUACAUGGAUACUCUCCCACCAACUGUUGGUGAUGAUGUGGGUAAAGGAGCAGCACCAAAUGUUGUCUAUACAUAUACUGGAAAGAGAAUUGCAUUGUAUAUUGGAUAUCUAACAUGGUGGACAACAGAUGAAGACUUAACUGAAGCAGUUCAUUCUUUGGGAGUAAAUGAUAUUUUGGAGAUAAAAUUUUUUGAAAAUCGGGCAAAUGGCCAGUCAAAGGGGUUUGCCCUUGUUGGUGUUGGAUCUGAAGCAUCCUCAAAAAAGUUAAUGGAUCUCUUGCCUAAAAGAGAACUUCAUGGUCAGAAUCCUGUUGUAACUCCAUGCAAUAAACAGGUCCUGAGUCAAUUUGAAAUGCAGUCCAGGAAAACUACACAAUCAGGACAAAUGUCUGGGGAAGGUAGAGCUGGUCCUCCAGGAGGCAGUUCACGUGCAGCAUUUCCACAAGGUGGUAGAGGACGGGGACGUUUUCCAGGGGCUGUUCCCGGUGGGGACAGAUUUCCUGGACCAGCAGGACCAGGAGGGCCACCCCCACCUUUUCCAGCUGGACAGACUCCACCACGUCCAUCCUUAGGUCCUCCAGGCCCACCUGGUCCACCAGGUCCUCCACCUCCUGGUCAGGUUCUGCCUCCUCCUUUAGCUGGGCCUCCUAAUUGAGGAGAUCGCCCUCCACCACCAGUUCUUUUUCCUGGACAACCUUUUGGGCAGCCUCCAUUGGGUCCACUUCCUCCUGGCCCUCCACCUCCAGUUCCACGCUACGGCCCCCCUCCUGGCCCGCCACCUCCACAACAGGGACCACCUCCACCUCCAGGCCCCUUUCCACCUCGUCCACCUGGCCCUCUUGGGCCACCCCUUACACUUGCUCCUCCUCCGCAUCUUCCUGGACCACCUCCAGGUGCCCCACCACGAGUUCCACAUGUGAACCCGGCUUUCUUUCCUCCACCGACUAACAGCGGCAUGCCUACUUCAGAUAGCCGGGGUCCACCACCAACAGAUCCAUAUGGCCGACCCCCACCAUAUGGUAGGGGUGACUAUGGGCCUCCGGGAAGGGAAAUGGAUACUGCAAGAACGCCAUUGAGUGAAGCUGAGUUUGAAGAAAUCAUGAAUAGAAAUAGGGCAAUCUCAAGCAGCGCUAUUUCAAGAGCCGUGUCUGAUGCCAGUGCUGGUGAUUACGGGAGUGCUAUUGAGACAUUGGUAACUGCAAUUUCUUUAAUUAAACAAUCCAAAGUAUCUGCUGAUGAUCGUUGCAAAGUUAUUAUCUCUUUGCAAGAUUGCCUUCAUGGCAUUGAAUCCAAGUCUUAUGGUUCUGGAUCAAGACGUGAACGAUCAAGAGAGCGGGACCAUAGUAGAUCACGAGAAAAGAGUCGGCGUCAUAAAUCCCGUAGUAGAGAUCGUCAUGAUGAUUAUUAUAGAGAGAGAAGCAGAGAACGAGAGAGACACCGGGACCGGGACCGAGAUCGGGACCGAGAACGGGACCGAGAGCGCGAGUAUCGUCAUCGUUAGAAGAAGCUGAAGGAAGAGGAACACCUUCCCAGACAAAACAGUCUUCGUGGGGGAAAAAUGACGCUUGUCCAGCAGUUUGCUUCUUGUGAUUGAACUGAACCUGUAAGGAUUCAUGGAUAAAAUGAACAGGAAUAGAUCUGAAUAAAGCAAAUCUGCAAAAUGGUAACCAGUAGCUCUACUUUUAUUUUUU